CGAACUAUGUUGUUACCAAUAUGUUAUGUCCUACAAGGUUUACUGAAAGCUUUGACUUGGAUUAUUGACUGUGUAUUCAGUUUAUUUGAAAGAGAAAGAAUACAGGAAGCAGGGACAUCAGAUAUAGCGGCAGCAGAGACAGAACAAGCAAAGAUAGUGACGGCAGAGACAGAAACAGCAGAGAUAGAAAGUGCAAGGAUUGAGACAGCGGUGAUAGAAACCUCAGAAAGAGAACCAGCAAAGAUGAAGAGAGCAGAGGUAGAGACAUCAGUGACAGAAGUAUCAGAAAUAGAGACAACAGUGAUAGAGACCGCUGAAAUAGAGACAACCGAUAUGGAGGCAGCAGAAAUAGAGGAAGCAGUGAUAGAAAAAGUAGUGAUAGAAACAGCGAUAAUGGAGACAACAGUAAUAGAGACAGCAAAGAUAGAUGCAGCAGUGAGCGAAACGGCAGGACUACAGACAGGAGAGACAUUCGAUAUAGAGCCAGCAGAGACACAACGAGCAAAGAUAGAGGCAGCAGAGACAGAGACAGAGACAGCAGAGGUAGAGAUAGCAAAGAUAGAAAGUGCAAGGAUUGAGGCAACGGUGAUAGAAUCCUCAGAAAAAGGACCAGCAAAGAUAGCGAGAGCAGAUAUAGAGACAGCAGUGAUAGAAGCGGCAAGAAUACAGACAGAUGAGGCAGCGGAAGUAGAGAUAGAGACAGCAAAGAUGGAAUGGUUAAAGACAGAGACAGAAGUGGUAGAGACCUCAGAAAAAGGAGCAGAAGAGAUAAAGAAAGGAAAGAUAGAAAAAGCAAAGAUAGAGACAGCAGAGAUAGAGAUAGCAGAAAUAGGGACAGCAAAGAUAAAGACAACAAACGUGAAGAGAGCAGAAAUGAGGUCGAUAGAGAUGAAAACAGCAGUGAUAGAAACAGCAAAGACAGAGACAGCAGAAAUAGGAGGAGCCGAGAUAGGAACAGUAGAGAUGGAGACAGCAGAGGUAGACACAACAGAGAUAGGGACACUAAAGAUAGGGGCAGUCAAGAUAGAAAAAGCAAAGGUAGAGACAACAGUGAUGGAGACAGCAAAUAUAGAGAAAGCGGAGACGGAGAGAGUAAAGAUAGAUAUAGCAGAAAUGGAGACAGCAGAGAUGAAGACGAUGGGAACAGUGGUGAUCCAGACAAAAAAAGAUGGAGACAGCAGCGAUGGAGAGAGCGGUGAUGGAAAGGACAGAGAUAGAGAGAGCAGAGAUGGGGAGAACAGAGAUGGAGAGAGCAGAGAUGAAGAGGGCAGAAUUGGAAAGGGCAGAUAUGGAGAGGACAGAGAUGGAGAGGGCAGAGAUGGAGAGAGAAGAGAUGGAAAGAGCAGAGACAGAGGGAGAAGAGACAGAGAGAGCAAAGAAAGAAAACAGAGAAAGAAAAAUACUUUCCCAGCAAUGGAGGCGAAAACAAUGGAGACAAAGACAAAAACAAAGUCGCAUUCACGGCAAGCCGUUCGACGUACGGUGACUUGUCAAGUCAAAUCCAGCCAUUAUCGGCGUUCUAUUAGAUUCAGUUCGCAACGUAACGUCAUUAGAGUCGCUAGACCUCCAAACCCGGCAGAACAAGCCGCUGACGUUACCACACCUUGCCAGCCUUCAGAAAAGCGACAACUGAGGAAAUAUGUGCGUCGCAGAGUCCAACUCUCUCGGUUUACACGAUUUCGGCAAGUCAAAAAACGUAAACUAGCUAAUCGAGUUACUCGUAACCCUAUUCAGUAAGUCAACUAGUUUAGUAACGUUUGUUAAUCUAGCUAGCUAAGUCUGUGCAUGAUUGUGCUUGUGACAUUUUGGUUAUUGAUUUUACAUUUCAUUGUGAAACAUAUUGCUAUUAUAUCCUAAUACAA
Messenger RNA from Corticium candelabrum, 1862 nucleotides. RefSeq lists its product as uncharacterized. NCBI's taxonomy places the organism in Eukaryota, Metazoa, Porifera, Homoscleromorpha, Homosclerophorida, Plakinidae. The coding region runs from base 7 to 1737 and encodes 576 amino acids. The record is from RefSeq and is a predicted model, not a curated record. The transcript has a single exon.